GCCACAAUGUCUCCUCUCAGACACGUCUUCGCCUGUUUACUUCUCUCGGCCUCCCUCUGUCAGGCAGCAGCCGGGGGACAGAGGGCCACCACAGCCAAAGGCGGAGUCCUGCAGCCGUGGCUGGUCGGCCUGGCUGCCGUCGUCGGAUUCCUCUUCAUCGUCUUCGUCCUGCUUAUUGUGAAACGCCUAUUUUUCACAAAAGAGCGCUCCAGAGAGGAAGAGAAAGAGGAAGAGAAAGAUGAAGAGAGGAGGCUUGAGGAGAAGAUGAGAAAGAUGGAAGAUGUUGAAGACAGCUUACAGACCAGCUUUUAGACUGGAACGUUUUGGAAGAAGAAGGCCCUCCUGUGGAAAUCUCUCAGUUGUUUGUUCUGUACAUAAAUUAUAACUCCUCUUUGCAUAAAAUAUAAUGUAUUGUUAAUCUGGGUACUUUUCUUAAAACGUUUUCCCACAAAUUGGAAAGCACCGUUUUUUCAGGGUUGAUUACUAGCACUGGUUUGCUGCUGGACUUUCACUGUGAAUCAAACUUUCAACCAUAAAGACCUGCAUUUCUGACCCUGAUACUAAAUCUGAGCAAAAGUCCUCUGGCUAAAGAAAAUAUUUAUUUAGUCUUUUUUUUUUCUUUCUUUAAUCUCAUUUUAGUUGUAGUUCUUAGCU
Molecule: messenger RNA, 654 nt
Organism: Chanos chanos (milkfish)
Lineage: Eukaryota; Metazoa; Chordata; Actinopteri; Gonorynchiformes; Chanidae
Gene: smim24
Product: small integral membrane protein 24
Exons: 3
Coding region: 7-312 (101 amino acids)
Source: RefSeq, a predicted model, not a curated record